CGGCGGCCACACUGCCAUGCCGGCAGAAAAAUUGACAAUUAAAAGAAAAGCUUGAUAUUCCUGAAGGACAUGGAGAUGGAACUGGACGUGGUGGACUCCCUGCAGGCGUUGGCCUACGAAGGACCCUGUCUGCAGCAGGAGAACCUCAGUCGCGCCCUGGACGCGGGAGUCGGUAGUGCGGAACUGCGGGCUGUGAUCCAUUGGCUGGCCCACGAAUUGCACGUUCUCCGGAAGACCGAUGAGCGUGUGAGCUCCGCCGGAAAGGAUAACGAUGAGUUUGCCUUCGAGUUGUCCUUGCUGCUCACUGAAUUGGGCUGCCCAUAUCGCCAGUUGGUACAAGGAGCCAUGGAACAGCGUUUCCAGGACCGGAAUUCGUUGGUCCAACUGCUGGAGUACCUCACAUCCGAACUUAUGACCACCAAGAUGGUUCUGAAGUGCCAGCCAGUGGGACCACCAUGCAAACGCUCCAAAACGGACUCCAAUGUCCAGCAAAUUGUGGAAAAACUAUGCAAGGAUCUUCAACUGGGCGAGCUGCCCAAGAACAUCAAUUCGAAACUUCUUUUCGAGAAGGUAACACCCCGUUUGGAGCAAUCCCUGAAGCAGACCCAUCGCCAGGUGGUCAGCGAACCCCUGCUAAAAAUGAAGAAGCCCCUGACUGAUGGCCAGUGGCGCGUCCUGGAGUCCCUGCAUCGCGAUCUGGAGACGGAGUACAAUCUGCGCCGCCAGAUGAUGACCACCCGACUGGAAGCCACCGUCCAAAGCUUCCAGUGGUCCGAGUCUAUGCGCCAACGCUCCAAUGACAUAAUGGACCGCUUUAAUCGCCAGAUGAAGGAACUGGAGCAGCUCAAAGUGGGUGGAGAGCAGACAGACAUGGUGGCCCUUCUGGCCGCUCGCUCGGAUUUGGCUAUUAUUGAGAAGACCAGCUCGGCGAAUGUCAGGAAGAACACGGCCUCGAAGAUACAGAAGCAUGUGAUUGGACGGGUGCCAGAUCGUGGUGGAAGGGCCAACGAGCAUGCUCCACCGCCUCCGGAGAUGCCCUCGUGGCAGCAGCAGAGGGCUGGUGGUCCUCAAGGAGGCGGACGAGGUGGCGGAGGUAAUUUCAGGGGCGGAAGAGGAGGAGGAGGUGGAGGAGGAAGAGGAGGUGGAGGAGGAGCGGGAGGCAGCGGAGGAGGCGGCGACGGACGUGGUGGCAACUGGCAGCAGCCUCAACAGCAGCAGUAUCAGAACCAGAACCAGAACCAAAACCAACGCGAUCGCAGCCGUGAGAGAAAUGACCAGCAAUGGAUCAGCGGAAGUGGACGUGUGCAAGGAACAGGAUGGAAUCCGCAGGGCGGACGUGGUGGUGGCGGAGGCGGUGGUCGUGGCGGAGGAGGUGGUCGUGGCGGACAACGUGGCGGCUAUCGAUGAUCUCUUUACGAUAUCUAAUUGAUUUAAAGACACCACAACGGAGACCUAAAACGACUGAUCCUCUUUUAAUCCAUUAACAUUAACUUAUCUUAACUGCACGAAUAACCCAGUUUUAUUUAUUGCAAAACCGAUUGAAUGUGUUUAUAAUUGCAAAUGGACAGCCAUUUAAAAAAAUAAACUAUAUAUGUCAUCUAUAUGCCAGCAAA
This is a messenger RNA of Drosophila rhopaloa, 1613 nucleotides long. Its product is annotated as protein FAM98B. Bases 70 to 1407 code for a protein of 445 amino acids. Gene Ontology annotation, cellular component: tRNA-splicing ligase complex. NCBI's taxonomy places the organism in Eukaryota, Metazoa, Arthropoda, Insecta, Diptera, Drosophilidae. The record is from RefSeq and is a predicted model, not a curated record. The transcript has a single exon.